AUGAGCUCCGGUAGUGAUGCGGUCUUCCUGCGCCGCAACAACCAGAUUCAAGAUGCCAUUGACAGCCAAAACAUGAAGCAAGCUUUGCAGCUGAUCGAGAAACGCAUGAAGAAAGGCGAGAAUACACCUUUCCUCAAGGCCUGGAAGGCAAAUGUCCUCUUCAACCACACAGAUGAAGCUCACAAGAAGCGAGGCGUUGCGGAGACCCUUGAGCUGUGCAAAUCCGAGCCACCAGUCACCGAUCUGGAUACCCUGGACACACUUCGCCGAACCCUCGAAAAGAUGGAUGACCAGACCGACCUUCGGAGCGCAUUAUGGGAGAGAGCAGCCAAGGCAAAGCCGCAGGACCAUGAGCUUCAGAUGAGAUGGUUUACGGACGGAUUUGACAGCCGUGAUUGGAAGUCUGCACAAAAGGCUGCCAUGAGUCUCCAAAAGAACUUCUCCCGCGAUCGAAAGUACUAUUUCUGGGCCAUUUUCUUCUGUCACAUUGUUUCAAUUGACUCGGCCUCCUCGGACAUGGAUCGUAAGCUUUUUGGAACUUUGGCAUAUCGCAUGAUUUCGAAGGCGGCAGCCGACGUUCCCACCAACCCGACCGAGCUAAUGAGCCCCCCUAGAGCUAUUCAAAAUGCCGAGGAACUUUUGCUGCUCAUCAAAAUCUUCGAAAAGCAAGAUAAGCAUGAUGAGAUCAUAAAAAUUCUCGACAGCGAGAGCACUGGUCUCAGCUCUCGGAUUGUUAAUAAUGACCGGGUAUUCCUGUCAAGCAAAUUGAACAGCCUGGGAAAUACUGAGCGCUGGGAAGAGGGACUUGCAUGUGCAAAAGACCUUCUGACUGUGCCAGAAGAUGAAGAAGGGCGCAAAGCCCUCAAAGAGCGUGAUGAGUGGAAAUUCUGGAACAUGCUCAUUGUCAGCACUCGCCAUUUAGAAACAAGUCCAGGUCUGCUCGCGGAAACACAAGAGCUUAUUGAAAAGUUCAUUGAAUUCAGCCCCAAAUCUCGAAACGCGCAUCUUGCUCGAAUGGAUUUGACUCUGGUUGGCAUCGGACGUGACCAAAACACAUCAGAUGAUUUGAUUUCUGCAUGCCAAAAAUACUGGAUCCAGCACAAGCACAAACUCUAUCUUUUCGGUGACUUCCGAGGUAUCCUGGAGAAUCGCGAAGAUAGCUUGAUCCGCCAAGUCUGUGAAUAUUGCAUGGACAGUGUUGAAGGCAAAGCUGAUGAUGUGAUUCCACUGAUCAAUGCAUACAAGAUGCAGUACUUUGCACGACUGUCUGGCAAAGACGCAUCAAAGUCCACCAUUGAGAACCUUGUCCGCAAUUGUCUUGACUUUUAUGAGAACUUUACCCUUCUUGCAAAGACCCAGAUUAAGAAGGACAACCAAGAAGCUUCCGUCAUGGAAAGUCGACCCACAGAUGACUUCUGCCUUAUUGCCGCCAUGGCUCUUCUUCGGCCCAACAAGACCACUGGCGAAGUCGGUGACAAAUCUUUGAUCCGUGCCGCAGGCAUUCUGGAGCGCCUGCUCGUUGAUUCACCUCAUAAUUAUGAGGCGCUCUUGAGUUUGAUUCGGAUCUACAUCCUUCUCGGCGCUGGCUCGCUCGCUUUGAAAACGUUCAGUAAGCUAUCGGUCAAGCACGUGCAGUAUGAGACUGUUGGACAUAUCCUCUUCACUCGACUGGGCAGCAUCCACCCUUACUCGGCGCCUCCGUAUGAAGGUGCUGAGUAUAAAGACUUUGAUCCACAAGCUGCAUUUGUUCAGGGCCUGGACUUUUACCGCUCUGCAAACCUCACCGUAUCACGAUCCCUCAUGAAUGGACUUCGCGAAGGCUCCUAUGUCAACCUCGAGGAAACAAUUGAGCUGCGGAACCGCCUCAACGACAGUGUUUGCCGGAGAAUCAUGGCUUUGGAAACCCGACGAGUGCAAAGACUGAGAAAGGGAGAACACUUGAGCUUCCAUGAGGAGAUUGCCCAGUCUACUUCACCGGUUCACGACCAACGGUCGUACGAUGCGUUUAUGAACCUGGAAAACCAUAGCCAACCGACAUUCGAGACGCGACUGCGCGCAGGCCCGAUUCCUAAGUUAAACUGGCUGGCCUCUGCCCGAGUCACUGAUCAACUAUUCGGUGUCCUCAAGAGUAUCGCUAUGCAAAAGCCGAACCCCACAGACGAAGCGCUGCCUGAUAUUAGCGACCUGAAGCUAUCCGAACCUGAUAAUGACCUAACGUCCACGGAAUUGGACGUAGGAAAAAUCAACACCGAAUUGCUCAAGGUUGCUAAUUUUAUGGCCGGAUCUAAGGCCCAUACUUCAGACCAAAUUGCCAAGGUGCUUGGCCAGGUAGAGGCCUGGUUGAAUGAUAAGAAGCAGUACCUGACUCUUCAAGACGACAAGAAGUCUCCUAUUAUCGAGAGCACGACUAUUUCAUUUAACGGAACCCCUGCUGCCCCAACUUGGAGAUACUUCCACGCCAUCUGGUCUCUCGUGGAGAUCCUCAAGGCUUUGUCGAACAUUUUUGACCUAGAUUCGAAGAAGACCGUGAAGACUGCUAAGCUUCCAGCUGAACAGUUGAAACGGGUGACUGCUCUUGUCUGUGAUGUCUUUGAGGAUGUCCGUUCAAACACCCGGGCUCUGAAACGGGGCCUUUCUGAAUCGGCCACCCUUAGCACAGUGAUUGACCUUGUCAUGCAGGGUGAUGCAGAUGAUGAAUACGAGAAGCCCCUUCAGAAUGUUCUCGACAGAAUGAUGGACGCAUCUGCACUUGAAGUGUUCUGUGGAGAGCUGAGGGAAAGCUGGGAAGAGGCACUUGAUGGACGCCAAGACCCCAUUUUGCGGUUCCAGGCAAAAGACCAGGUGAUUUUCACACGGCUUCCUCACCUCUUCUUCGACAACCCCCGCCAAACCCUUCAGUCAACAACCGUCGAGAUGGUGCAAGAACGCUCCGGAAUUGUGGUCGGCCUCAACAGCGGUCGCAAAACCACCGCCUUGAACACCCCCAAGACCCGCAUCAGCCGCUCCGUUGGCAAGUCUUCUCGCCGCACCGCUUUCGUCCGCGAGAUCGCUGCCGAGGUUGUUGGCCUUGCUCCCUACGAGCGCCGCAUCAUCGAACUCCUGCGCAACGCCCAGGACAAGCGUGCCCGCAAGCUCGCUAAGAAGCGCCUCGGUACUUUCGGCCGUGGCAAGGCUAAGGUUGAGGCUAUGCAGAAGGUCAUCGCUGAGGCCCGUCGCACCCAGACUGCUCACUAA
Messenger RNA from Penicillium antarcticum, 3234 nucleotides. RefSeq lists its product as uncharacterized. The transcript has 11 exons. The coding region runs from base 1 to 3234 and encodes 1077 amino acids. Gene Ontology annotation, cellular component: NatB complex; cytoplasm; ribosome. The record is from RefSeq and is a predicted model, not a curated record. Lineage: Eukaryota; Fungi; Ascomycota; Eurotiomycetes; Eurotiales; Aspergillaceae. Gene Ontology annotation, molecular function: structural constituent of ribosome; protein-N-terminal amino-acid acetyltransferase activity. Gene Ontology annotation, biological process: N-terminal peptidyl-methionine acetylation; translation.